Molecule: messenger RNA, 1757 nt
Organism: Elgaria multicarinata webbii
Lineage: Eukaryota; Metazoa; Chordata; Lepidosauria; Squamata; Anguidae
Gene: ERLEC1
Product: endoplasmic reticulum lectin 1
Exons: 14
Coding region: 40-1533 (497 amino acids)
Biological process (GO): retrograde protein transport, ER to cytosol; endoplasmic reticulum unfolded protein response
Cellular component (GO): endoplasmic reticulum lumen
Source: RefSeq, a predicted model, not a curated record
UGCGGGGGCGCCUGCCGCCCGGCCGGGCUCCCACACAGGAUGAAGCGGCGAAAGCAACAGCAGCAGCGAGGAGUCGCCUCAGGGGCCGCUCCGUUGUGGCGCCUGCUGCUGCUAUGGGGCCUCCUGGAAGCGAAGACGGCGGCCGGAGGAGGCGGCAGGUCGCUGCCUCAGUUCAGCGACGACGUCCCUUUCCGAGUGAACUGGCCGGGCAGCGAAUUCAGCCUGCCUACUGCUGGGGUUUUAUAUAAAGAAGAUCAUUACAUUAUUGUGACAACAGCAGAUAAAGAAAAAUACAAGUGCAUUCUUCCAAUGUUAGCCAGUGGAGAUGAGGAGGAAGAAAAAGAUUACAAAGGACCCAGCCCUGGAGAAUUGUUGGAACCCCUGUUUAAACAAAGCAGCUGUUCUUACAGAAUUGAAUCAUAUUGGACUUACGAAGUCUGUCAUGGCAAACACAUUCGUCAGUAUCACGAAGAGAAGGAAACUGGGCAGAAAAUAAAUAUUCAAGAAUACUAUCUUGGAAAUAUGCUACGAAAGAGCCCGCUACUAGAUCCAGAACAAGGCGAGAAGGAAACUGAAAAAGACUGGGCAAAAGAGAUUCCUUCCAAAAAUAUAGAAGGGCAGAUGACCCCAUAUUAUCCCAUAGGGAUGGGAAAUGGUACACCUUGUAGCUUGAGGCAAAACCUGCCCAGAUCAAGUUCAGUAAUGUACGUCUGCCAUCCUGAAGCGAAACACGAGAUCCUUUCAGUGGCUGAAGUCACCACCUGUGAAUAUGAAGUGGUCAUCUUGACUCCUCUAUUAUGCAGUCAUCCUAAAUACAGGUUCAGAGCUUCCCCUGUGAACGACAUAUUUUGCCAGUCACUGCCAGGAUCCCCACUUAAGCCCCAUAACUUGGAACAGCUGGAGCAACAGCUGGAGCAACAGCAAGAAAAGAUGAAGAUGCCUUUUAGAAGAGCCAAGGAGGAAGAAAUUAAUUCCGCAAAAGAAGAAAAAUUUUCCUCCUUCCACAAGCCAGUUGCUGUUGGAACCCCCCAGCUGUUAACUGUUGGAACGACACACAUCUCCAAAUUGACAGACGAUCAGCUCAUAAAAGAGUUCCUCAGUGGGUCUUAUUGCUUUCAUGGGGGUGUUGGCUGGUGGAGGUAUGAAUUCUGCUAUGGCAAGUAUGUGCACCAAUAUCACAAGGAUAAGGAAAAUGGCAAAACAACUAUAGUUGUGGGCACAUGGAACAAAGAGGAGCACCUUGAUUGGGCACAAAAAAAUGUGGCUAGAGCAUAUCACCUCAAAGAUGAUGGCCUGCAAACAGUCAAAAUGGUGUCUCACUACUAUGGAAAUGGAGAUGUUUGCGAUUUAACCGACAAACCUCGACAGGUGACAGUGAAAUUGAAGUGCAAAGAAUCGGAUUCUCCUCACGCAGUAACUGUAUAUAUGCUGGAGCCUCACUCGUGUCAGUACAUUCUUGGGGUGGAAUCACCAGUUAUCUGUAAAAUUUUGGAUACAGCAGAUGAAUACGGACUGCUUUCAGUGCCCAGUUAAUAGCACAUGGGAUUCAUUAAAAGUUUGGGGCCUUGGAAGCUGGAAAGUACAGUUGGGAAUUCUCCACAUGAACCCAAUGGUGAAGAGAAGCGCUGUGCCAGGAGGACCUCACCAGCAGACCCAUAUAAAACAAAACGCUAUCAUGAACCACUUUGUGAAUAUUAUAUGUAUAUAAGAGGCUAUUGAUAAACUUUUAAAAAUUAAAAAUCAUACCUUGGAUCUUU